GGCGAGUGAAUUCAACUACUCUUACUUUACAAAUUGUCCGAGAACAGGGGUUUGUUGGAGACAUUGCCAUUCAGCUGAGCACUGCGCCUAACUUUGAACUCCCCCUCUCCAACCAAGCAACAGAGAAUGAGGAUUAUAUACUAGAAAAGAAGACAAUCAUUAUGGUAGAGAACGCAACAAUAACUUCUGUUGUAGUCACUAUUUUGCCUGACAACGUUCCAGAAUUACAGGAAGGAUUUGUAAUAAAUGUUACUGAUGUGCAACUGGUCGAUUCUCCCACUGGAGGGCAGCCAAGUGUGAAGAGGCUUGGGUUCGAAAUAGCUGAAAUAACAAUUGAAGAAAAUGAUGAUGCCAGAGGAAUAUUUAGUUUCAGUGUUACAAAGGAUGUAACUGGAGCUGUUGCUGGUUAUGAGGUACCACCACCCCAGAAUAUACUGAAACUUCCAGUUAUUCGACAGGCUGGGAGGUUUGGGUCAGCAACUCUGUAUUGGGAAGCCAUUCAUUCAACUGCUAGCUUUGAAGAUUUCACACCAUCAUUUGGAAACCUUACAUUUGCAGAUGGGCAGGCUACAGGAGAAAUAGAAAUUACGAUCAUAGAUGACAAUGAAGUUGAAUUCCUUGAGAUAUUCAAGAUUUCCCUGGUGAGGGUAACAGGUGGAGCAAGACUUGGAGAUGAGACCCUAGUAACUGUUGCUAUUCCACCAAAUGAUUCCCCUGUUGGAGUAUUUGGGUUUCAAGAAAAGAAUGUGACAGUGAAGGAACCUCAGACACUUGAUGACUCUGCUGCAGUUGUAUUGCUCACUGUAAGUCGAAGUCAAGGAGGACAAGGAGCAGUUAAGUUGUUAUGGAUUCUUGAAGAAGCAGCAAGAUAUGAUCUGACCCCUCUGAAUGGUACCCUUCACUUCAAUGAGACGGAAUCCCAGAAGUUGAUUGUUUUACAUGUGGUACAAGAUGGUUUACUGGAGGGGAAUGAAACAUUUACCAUUCAGCUAGUCUCUACUGGUGAUGCAGAGAUAUCCCCUGUAAAUGGUGUUGCAACCAUCAUUAUUGUGGGUGAUGAAGGAGCUUCUGGGGUGGUUGGGAUCGCCCAUUCAUCCAGGCAUGUUCUGAUUGGAGAACCCUCAGGAAAUUAUAACGGAACUGCUCUUAUUAGCCUGAUACGUGGCCCAGGGAUUUUUGGUGAGGUCCUAAUAUAUUGGAAUAUCACACCUCCUCAUCACACAGAAUUUACUGAGACAUCGGGGAUUUUGACAAUGCAAGAUAGGCAGUCUGGAGCAGUUGUUCUAAUACAGGCUGUAGAUGACAACCGUCCUGAGGAGAAGCGUUACUACCAGUUUCAACUAACUGGAAUCAGCGAUGGAGGACUCAUAAAUGAAUCUAGCAGAACAGCAAAUAUUACCAUGGCCGCCAGUGAUUUUCCAUAUGGAGAGUUUACAUUUUCAUGGGAGCUAUUGCAAACAACAGAAGAAGAAAAAUGGGUUAACAUCACUAUUGUGCGUUCCAGGGGAUCCUAUGGCAAAGUCCGUCUUUGCUUUCAGAUAAUAAAUGGGACUGCAGAGGAGGGAAUUGAUUUCACUCCCACAGUAAGGGAAUUGUUGUUUGAACCACAUGAAGAGAGUAAAACGAUUUUGGUUGAAAUUCAUGAUGAUGACUUUCCUGAAGGUCCUGAAGACUUUUCAAUGAUGAUUACCAAAGUGGAGCUCCAAGGAAGUGGAUUUGAUUUUACCGUAAAAGAAAACGGUCUACAGAUGGAUCAACCUCCAAUAAUAGGAAAUAUCUCCAUGGUACGAGUCACUAUAGCAAAAAGUGAUAAUGCAGAAGGCAUCAUAGAAUUUGAUCCACAGUAUAUCCUUCUACAGGUGGAAGAAGAUGCUGGAUUAAUCAUGAUUCCUGUUGUGAGAAAGCGUGGAACUUACGGCUAUGUAACAGCUGAUUUUGUUUCUCGAAGUAUUUCUGCACUUCCCAAUGGUGUUGACUAUGUCAUCCAUAAUAAUUCUGUCAUUUUUUAUCAUGGCCAGAACGAGACUUUUAUUUAUAUUUCUAUUAUAGAUGAUGAAGAAAGCGAAUUUGCAGAGCAAUUUGAAAUGCAGCUGACAGGAGCCACUGGCGGAGCAGUCCUUGGGCUCUACCUAGUGAGCCAGGUCACUAUUGCUAAGAGCGACUCCCCCCUGGGCAUCGUCCGAUUUCUCAACCAAAGCCGAGUUAUUCUUCCCAAUCCGGAUACACCCACGACAGUGUCCCUGGUGCUGGAAAGGACUGGAAGGUUGUUAGGGGAGGCACAGAUUAAUUGGGACAUCUUGGGACCCAAUUCAGAAGAGGUUUUAUCUCCCCUGAAUAGUGACAUUGGCGACCCUGUGAAUGGAUUGUUCUAUUUUGGAGAAGGAGAAGGCGGUCAGAGAGCUAUUAAUCUACAAAUCCAUCCUCAUGAAGAAGUUGAAGUUCAGGAGAUCUUCAUUAUUAGACUGAGCCUUAUGAAAGGUGAAACAGAAAUAGAUCCUAAGGCAAACAACAUUACACUAAUAGUUUAUUGGGAAAUACAUAGUGAAUCUGACAUCACAGGUGACUUUCUUAGGACAGAGGGAUCUGUUGUCAUUGCUGACGGGCAGAGUACAGCUGAGAUAAUUAUCUACCUGUUACCUGAUGAUGUUCCAGAACUGGAUGAAAACUAUGUGGUGCAGCUGAUUUCAGUAGAAGGUGGAGCCGAUUUAGACCAAGAGAAAAGAAUUUCAAAGAUCAAUGUUUUUGCAAAUGAUGACCCCCAUGGAGUGUUUGCCCUGUACUCUGAUCAGCAGUCACUAUUAGUAGAGAAAAACCUGGACCGGUGUGUUCAGAUCAAUGUAACUCGGCAUGCUGGGGCAUUUGGAGAAGUGAUCGUUCAGUACCAUAUCUUACCUCCUCAUGAAGAAGCAGUAAUUGCACCUGGGAAUGAGAUGGGGUACGUCACGGUAAAAGAUGGUGCCAGCUUUGGAGUGAAAAGAGUGCCAAUAAGCAGCCAGGCAUUUCUUCUACUUGGCUUGAAUUUUACUCUGGAACUGAUUAAUGUAAGCCUGGUUAGGGGAAGUGCCAAGGAUGUGCCUAAAAUAUUAGGAAAAGCAAAGUCAGCUGUUCUGCUUAUUCCUGAGGAAGCUGCCAAUUCACAGGUUGGCUUCGAAUCUGCGAUUUUACGACUUACAGACAUCGUAGCAGGAACAGGCAAAGCUGUCAUAACCAGAAAAGGAGUUUAUGGCUCUGUAAUAGUUAGCUGGAUUUCAGGAUACCCGCCAGUCCUAAUCACUGACUUUGCUCAGCCAGGCAAUAUUACUCCUCCGUUUGGUGCUGUUGUAUUUUCCUCUGGUGAGCAAAGUAAAGUAAUUUCAUUUCAGGCCACUCCAAGCCUAAACAAACGCGAGUCACUUGCCAUCACUUUAACAGCAGCGCACAGCAAUGUGUCUGGUGGGGCUCGCCUGAGAUCAGGAUUUACAAUAGCUGAAAUUGAGCCAAUGGGGAUCUUUCAGUUUGCUCUUAACUCAAGGUCUGUUUCAGUUGAAGAAAACGUUCAGGCAGUCACACUACAUGUCCAAAGAUUGUUUGGUUUUCAAAGUAAUCUCACUAAAUUGACAUAUCAGACCAUUCCAGGAAGUGCCAAACCACUAGAGGACUUUAUACCCAUCUACAAUGGAGAGCUUAUUUUUUUACGUUUUCAGACAAAUGCUGUGAUAGAAAUAUUAAUAAUUGAUGACACUGUGUCUGAAAUGGAGGAAUUUUUUUUUGUAAAUUUGACUGCUGUGGAAAUUUUGGAUGUUCAACCUGUGAAUGCUGCCUGGAGUCCACGUUUGAAUCCAGCUUUCAGUGUUGCAACAGUUAAUAUCCUGGCUAAUGAUAUUCGUCAUGGAAUACUAAGUUUGGGGCCAGAGUUUAUUUAUGUUGAAGAAGAUGCAAACAACAGUACCCCUAACACAGUGAUACUUCAUAUCAGAAGGACUGAGGGUUUUACUGGCGAUAUUGAAGUAACUGUUAAAACCUUUGGGGGAGUGAGUGCACAGAGUGGAGUAGAUUCCUAUCCGUUUGGAAGUGUUUACGGAAAAUCAAACUUCACAUGGGCAAUGGAAGGAGAAGAUUUUGAGGAACAGUCAGUCCCUCUGACUUUACUGGAUGGAGAAGGAGAAAGUAAGGUGUCCAUAAAAAUUUUUGAUGAUGAUGAGCCUGAAGGACAGGAAUUGUUUUAUGUUUUCCUUUCAAAUCCUGAAUGUGGAGCUCAGAUUGUGGAAGGAAAAGAUGAAUAUGGAUUCGCUUCUUUUGCAACAGUAAUUAUUGCAGGAAAUGAUUUCCAGAAUGGCGUUUUGGGAUUUGUUCCAGAAGUACAAAGUGGUCUUGUACUGGAUGAAGACUCAGAAAACAGAGAGGUGCUACUGAUUGUCGCAAGGCAACCAAACAGGGCAUUUGAAGAUGUGGAGAUCUUUUGGCGUGUGACCUUCAAUAAAACAGCUGUUGUCCUUCUGGAGGAUGGCAUGAACUUGGAGAAUGAACUUGUAUCUGUGCUGGGAGCCACUACCUGCCUGGCAGGUCAAACAAUGUGCAACAUCUCCAUUGAAAUAAAACCUGAUAAUGUACCUGAAUUUGAAACGUAUUUUUUUGUUGAGCUGUAUGCCGUAAGCACAGGAGCUGCAUUGAACAGCAGUGCCAGAUUUGCUUUUAUAACAGUCCUUGAAAGUGAUGCUCCUCGUGGUUUAGUUUAUUUUGCUGUGGGAUCUCGUUUUGCUGUGGCUUAUAAGAAGACAACUUUAAUCAGUCUGCAAGUGCUUAGAGAUUCUAGUACAUCAGUAACCACAAUGGCUAGCUAUAGCAUGCAGGAGCUACACAAACCUGAACCUAUUGGUCGGACCUUCAUAUCUCCAGCUGUGGCAGGACAAGAUUUUGCCAGAUCUGAAGGUUUAUUGACUUUUGAACCUGGACAGAGAAAUACGUUUCUGGAUGUGACCCUGACUCCAAAGACAGGAUCUUUAAACCCAUUUCCUAAACGUUUCCAGGUUGUACUUUCUAAUCCCACAGGAGGUGCCAGAGUAGAUGACGUGUAUGGUAUUGCUAACGUCACCAUUGUCUCAGAGUUGGACUCCUUGCCAGUUUGGGGGCUGAUUGAUCAACUGCAUCAGCCUCUUGAUGACACCGUUUUACACAGAGUCCUCCAGAACCUGAAUGUCAAAGUGGCCACAGAAACUACAGAGGAGCAACUUACUGCUGUGAUGCAUAUAAUAGACAAGGUUACAGAUGUAGGUAAAAAACAGUUACUCACUGAUAAAAGUAGACGUCUUUUCUAUGAGAUACUCUGUGCUCUGGCUAGCCCGAAACGUGAGGACACACGAGGAUAUAGCCUGCUUGCUGAGGUGACUGAGAAGUUUGCUUUUUCCCUGUUGACUGGGAUAAUGUGUGGAUCACCGGGAGAAAGAGGUAGAAAUAUCCUUGAUAGCUGCCCAUACAUUGCAAUAAUGGCUCACAACUGGUUUCCUCAGCAAAUCAAUGGACACAGAUUUGAUGGAAAAGAUGGGGAUUCUAUUCAAGUACCUGAACAUUUACUAGAGGUCUCUGUUGUAUUAUCACCUCCUCAAGAAGAGAGCUGUGAAUCUGUGCAGUUCACAGAAUACAGCAGUCAGCAGUGGUUCCUUACUGGAGAUAAAGAACUUGCCCUGAAGAACAAGGUUUUUUCUAUGAGUUUGAAGGGUCGGAGUUCACAGCCUUUGAAAGAUAACAGUGAAGUAAUUUACCGGAUUUAUGCUACAGGAAGUCGGAUUGUUCCGCAAAAGUCUCUAUGUCUCCUCUGGAAUCAAGCCGCUGAAAGCUGGCUGUCUGAUAGCGGGUUUUGCAAAGUGGUUGAUGACACGUCAGACUAUGUGGAAUGCUCUUGUUCUCAUAUGUCCGUUUAUGCAGUUUACGCCCAAACAGAUAACUUGUCUUCAUACAAUGAGGCUUUUUUCUCUUCUGGAUUCAUCUGCAUUUCAGGGUUCACUUUGGCUAUUAUCUCCCACCUUUUCUGCACCAGGUGUGCAAUGUUUGCAGCUAAACUUCUCACGCACAUGAUGGUUGCUUGUUUGGGCACUCAG
Molecule: messenger RNA, 6074 nt
Organism: Phaethon lepturus (White-tailed tropicbird)
Lineage: Eukaryota; Metazoa; Chordata; Aves; Phaethontiformes; Phaethontidae
Product: G-protein coupled receptor 98-like
Exons: 28
Biological process (GO): negative regulation of adenylate cyclase activity; cell communication
Cellular component (GO): membrane
Molecular function (GO): G protein-coupled receptor activity
Source: RefSeq, a predicted model, not a curated record